This is a messenger RNA of Vicia villosa (hairy vetch), 1727 nucleotides long. RefSeq lists its product as uncharacterized. The record is from RefSeq and is a predicted model, not a curated record. Gene Ontology annotation, cellular component: membrane. Bases 303 to 1499 code for a protein of 398 amino acids. The transcript is spliced from 13 exons. NCBI's taxonomy places the organism in Eukaryota, Viridiplantae, Streptophyta, Magnoliopsida, Fabales, Fabaceae.
AGGAGUGUGUAUAUAAAUUGAUUGGCUUGAAAGGGACAACAAUAUGGUGAGGAAAGAAAGUACAUGAAUGAAGCAUAAGCUUACAGCUGGAAAAUAAAAGUUACAAAAAAGCAAAAAGAAAAGCUAUUAAAAGCAACCACUUCUUCUCUUUUCAUUUAUUUCUUCACUGCAUGCCUAUAUCUUCUUCAUCAUCAUCAUUUUAAAACCUUCAAAAACAAAUACACCAUUUCUCUCAAUUGCAAACAAUAAGACAGAGAUUCAUUCAGAAUUUGUGUUAUUAAGUGUUUAGUAGAAGAAAAAAGAUGGAAACAGGAGAAAGUAAGCAACAAAGGUGGUGUGGUUUAAAGGAUUCUUCAUGGUGUAAACAAUUCAAAAACAUAUCAAAUCCUUUGAUGGCAAGAUAUGUAUAUGGUUUUAUUUUUCUAGCUGCUAAUCUCCUGGCAUGGUCUGCGCGUGAUGAACUUUCUAGCAUUAGUACACUAACAAAACUCAAAGGUUUAAAAGUUUGCAAGGUUGAAAAAGAGUGUUUGGGAGCAAAUGGUGUCUUGAGAGUGAGCAUGGGUUGCUUUCUAUUUUUUAUGAUGAUGUUUUGGUCAACUACAAGAGCUUCUGAGUUGAAUGAACCAAGAGAUAAAUGGCAUUCUGGAUGGUGGUCAAUAAAGAUUAUUAUAUGGAUUCUUUUGACAAUUUUUCCAUUUUUACUCCCUUCUGCUUUGAUUGAACUCUAUGGGCAGGUAGCACAAUUUGGGGCUGGGGUUUUCCUACUAAUUCAACUAAUAAGCAUAAUCAGCUUUAUCAAUUGGCUUAAUGAUUAUGUUGCAUCUGAAACAUAUGCAGAAAGAUUCAAAAUCCAUGUGAUUAUAUUUGCAGCAGCUUCAUAUUUUAUAUGUUUGGUGGGAAUAAUUUUGAUGUACAUUUGGUAUGCACCAAUACCAUCAUGUCUUCUCAACAUUUUCUUCAUUACUUGGUCUUUAGUACUUCUUCAACUCAUGACAAGUGUAUCCAUUCACCCAAAAGUAAAUGGUGGACUUUUAAGUCCAGGGUUGAUGGGACUAUAUGUUGUUUUCCUUUGUUGGUGUGCAAUUAGAAGUGAACCAGAAGGAGAUCAAUGCAUACGGAAGGCCGGCACUGUACCCGAAACGGACUGGCUAAACAUCAUUAGUUUUGUUAUUGGAAUACUAGCAAUAGUUUUUGCAACAUUUUCAACCGGCAUAGAUUCUAAAUCCUUUCAGUUAAAGAAGAGUGAGAAGCCAACAGAAGAAAAUGAUGUUCCAUAUGGUUAUGGCUUCUUUCAUUUUGUUUUUGCCGUAGGAGCUAUGUACUUUGCAAUGCUAUUGGUUGGAUGGAAUAGUCAUCAUUCUAUGAAAAAAUGGUCACUUGAUGUGGGAUGGACCAGUGCUUGGGUCAGAAUAGUAAAUGAAUGGUUGGCAGUUUGUGUAUACUUAUGGAUUCUGAUAGCCCCAAUUAUAUGGAAGAACAGACAUACUGAAUCUACAUGAGAAGUUCCUUGUCAUACUGUUUUGGUUAGAUAUUCAAACUGGCACAUUUUAUGUGCAUAUGCAAUUGAAUCUUGCAUCUUCAAAUGUAAUACCCCAGAAAAUUUAGUCAUAGGCUCAUUCCAUCAAAAGAUGGAACAAAGAUAUAUACACCAUAUACAUGUUGAUGUAACUCUGAGAGAAGUUACUUACAAUCAUUCAAUGGAAUAAAUUAUAAAGGUCAUUUGUAUU